Messenger RNA from Oikopleura dioica, 1830 nucleotides. Lineage: Eukaryota; Metazoa; Chordata; Appendicularia; Copelata; Oikopleuridae. The record is from the annotation of a GenBank genome assembly.
AUGGACAAAUCGACCUGCGAAUAUGUUGCGACAGAAGAAGAAUAUGGCAGAUUCCUCAACCAAAGCGAUCACUUCCAUUUUGUCUACUUAAUCGACGAGACAAAACUUGACCCAAAUUGGAAAAGCUUCAAGAAAGAGAUCAAAGAGGAAAUAUCUCUGAACCCAAAUCUGCCCAAUUACAUAACGUCUAUCAUCAAAACGUCUUCAGAAGAACCUUGGUGGUGGCAAAAUGUUGGAAAAGAAGUUGAAAACUAUCAUGUUUCUGAAGAAAAAGUGGAUUUUGAAAACUUGGAAAAAUCACUUUGCAAAGCGAAGAAAUUCCGAUCGCCAGAUGUCAAUUUGGUGAAGAACAAAAAGUGCAACACGAGGGAGAACUUGAACAUCUUAGUUGAUGGUGGAGUGGAGCUAGAAAAACGGACGAUUUUGGAAGAAGCAGCGAUGCAGAUUGUGGAAAGCUCGACUUUUGAGAAGAUCAAUUUGAAUGUUAUCGAUUCAAUUCUCCAUGCUCGCGAAAAAUUACAGACGCGACUUUUCAAGGACUGCAACGCUCUCAAAAGCCAAUUAAAAUCCUCAUACCAAUUACUCGAAAUGACCUCAGAUCCGAAUGCCGCAAUCAAACCCUCCGUAUUUUUCUUGACAAAUGGGGAACGAUUCGAAGAAAUUGCUAAAUGCAGGGUUGCUCAGAGAACUUUUGGUGAUGAAGAUGCUUUGAUGAACUGCAACUCGACAGUAUUGACGUGCCGUACAUUCAUUAUUGAUGAAGACCUUAAGCCGGAGAUGAGGAGUCUUAUCAGCAACAGUGAUCCAAACAUGGCAAUCAUCGGCGGCGAGCACAUCAAUCGAAAAAUCUCAGAAAAAAUCUACAACGAGUACUGUAACUCUCGAUCUUGCAAUGACGACAACUACGAAGAACCGCAUCAUACAUGCUCUUUCAAGGAAAACCUCAAUCUGAUCUUCACUAUCGAUCUUUCUCGACAAUCGUCUCUCUACUACAAAAGCCAUUACACUGCCAUCAUUCAAGAAGUCUUCCGCGCCUUCGAGUUCAAAUGGCAUCCAAAUAAUCCUGACAACAAACAGUUGAAAAGUCGACUGCGAGUUUUUGGAGUGAACAAACCAAGAAGCGUACUGGAGAAAAAAUUGCUGUUUGAUACUUUUUACGACGAAGAAAGAAGUCCAACGGGGGUGGAUUUUGCGGUUUGCGAUCAAAAUAAGACCACUUUACAGCUAGCCCUAGAAACGAUAAAUGUACGCGUCACGAAUCCUGAUUCAAGCGAUUUGAAAGGACCGACCCCUGAAUUUAACGAAACCAUUUCAUUCUUGAAGACACUUUACGCUUCGGAAAAGAGGAACUACCCGAACAUUAAAAUUGUUCACCUGCAGGAUACAUCUCCAGAUACACUUGUGCCGAGGGCAAAGGGAAAGCCAAAAGCUAGCUUGCCCAUUCUUGUUGCUUCGUCGGACAUGGAAUUCAGAAAGUUGGCGGAAAAAGAGGACUUCGAAACUUCGAUCAUUAUCAAAAAUACGCCCAAAUGUGAAACUUCACAUCUAACUGACAUUUUUGAUAAUAUCUGGACGACAAUCAAAGAUAUCAAUGAAUUUAUUUGCGAGGACCAACCAGUUUCUUACAAUCAAAAAAGUCUCCAAAGAUGCUAUGAGCCAAUCGGUACUUCCAAAGCUAGGUUUGGACUGAUUGAAGGAAUGAAAAUGGUGGGCGAUUGUUGCGUUUGGAGCUGCAAAGACAACCAAAUCAGCGAGUUUCGCGUCCCCUCUGUAGAAUGCUUGCAAUUGAAAGAAUCUGAACUGAAUAGUGCUUCUUGCUUUUUACUUUAA